Lathyrus sativus (Indian pea) is the source of this 1923-nucleotide messenger RNA. Lineage: Eukaryota; Viridiplantae; Streptophyta; Magnoliopsida; Fabales; Fabaceae. The record is from the annotation of a GenBank genome assembly.
AUGAAUAAUCCAAUGCUAAAACCCCAAACAACACCUUACCAUCAUCCACAACAUCUCAUCCCACAAAUCAAAAACUGCAAAACCCUCCAACAAUUGAAGCAACUUCACGCCAUUUUCAUCAAAACAAACAAAACAAAUGACCCAACAGUAUCAACAGAGCUUCUCAAACUCUCAGCAACCUCAGAUUUUCGUGACCCAAUUUACGCACUCUCUCUGUUCGACCAAAUGUCCCAACCAAAUUGCUUUGCUUGGAACACUGUCAUAAGGGCACUUGCUGAUAGCAGCAGUAAUGCUGAUAAUGCCUUGUUGAUUUUUUGUAAGAUGCUGUCUGAUGGAGUUGUGGAGCCUAAUGGAUUCACUUUUCCUUCUGUUUUGAAGGCUUGUUCGGUUGUUGCUGGGUUGGAAGAAGGGAAACAGGUUCAUGGGUUGGUUGUUAAGUUGGGGUUUGUUGAUGAUGAAUUUGUUGUUAGUAAUUUGCUUAGGAUGUAUGUCAUGUGUGGGAGUACUGAGGAUGCUGGUGUUUUGUUUCGGAGGAGUGUUGAUUGUGUGAGUGAUGGUAAUGAAAUGGUAGUGAGAGGUAAAAGGAGGCAAGAGGGUAAUGUUGUUCUGUGUAAUGUUAUGAUUGAUGGGUAUGUAAAAAUUGGGAAGAUUGAUGCUGCUAGGGAGUUGUUUGAUAAAAUGGUCGAGAGAAGUGUGGUUUCUUGGAAUGCGAUGAUUUCUGGGUAUGCUCAAAAUGGGUUUUUUAUGGAGGCAGUUGACCUUUUUCAUAGGAUGAUGGAGAUGGGAGAUGUGUUGCCAAAUCGGGUGACUUUGGUUAGUGUGUUGCCUGCGAUUUCACGGCUUGGAGCACUUGAGUUAGGGAAAUGGGUGCAUUUGUAUGCUGAGAGGAAUGGUGUUCGGAUUGAUGAGGUUCUUGGUUCUGCUCUUGUUGAUAUGUAUGCUAAAUGUGGGAGCAUUGAGAAGGCUAUUCAGGUCUUCGAGAGGCUGUCAAAAACUAAUGUUAUCGCUUGGAAUGCUAUCAUUGGCGGUCUUGCAAUGCAUGGUAAAGCCAAAGAUGUGUUGGAUAGUUUUUCGAGGAUGAAGAGCAGUGGAGUAUCACCUAGUGAUGUUACUUACAUAGCAAUCUUGAGUGCUUGUAGCCAUGCUGGUUUAGUCGAAAAGGGGCGAUCAAUUUUCAAUGACAUGGUUAAUAGGGUUGGAUUAGAGCCUAGAAUAGAACACUAUGGAUGCAUGGUUGACCUCCUAGGACGUGCUGGUUAUCUAAAAGAGGCCGAGGAGCUUAUCACGAAUAUGCCAAUAAGACCCGAUGAUGUCAUAUGGAAGGCCUUGCUCGGUGCUUGUAAGAUGCAUAAAAACGUCGAAAUUGGUAGACAUGCGGCUGAGGUUUUAAUGAAACUUGCUCCUCAUGAUAGUGGGGCAUAUGUGGCUCUCUCGAACUUGUAUGCCUCGGCGGGAAAUUGGGAUGGAGUGGCGGAGGUGAGACUGAUGAUGAAAGAGUUGGAUAUAAGAAAAGACCCUGGAUGUAGUUGGAUUGAAAUUGAUGGUGUUAUACACGAGUUUCUUGUGGAGGACGAUUCUCAUCCUAGAGCCAAAGAAAUACACUCGAUGUUGACGGAAAUUUCAAACAAGUUGAGCUUGGUAGGUCAUGUGCAAGAUACUACACAAGUGUUGCUUAAGAUGGAUGAGAAACAUAAAGAAACUUUGUUGCACUAUCAUAGUGAGAAGAUUGCAGUUGCAUUUGGAUUAAUUAGUACAUCACCAAAGACAACACUUCAGAUUGUGAAAAACUUGAGAAUUUGUGAAGAUUGUCAUUCAUCGAUGAAAUUAAUCUCGAAAGUUUAUGAGCGUAGGAUAAUAAUUAGAGAUAGGAAACGGUUUCACCAUUUUGAUAAUGGUUUGUGUUCUUGUAUGGACUAUUGGUAG